CCACGGUUGCGUUGAGCACGCACAGCGAUUCCCCUUCCUGGUCGGAGGCGCAGCUCGCCCAGCCAAAGAAAGGGGCUGAAAGCCUUGAACUUGGCCCCCCGCUCCCCCUCUUCUCUCUCCCCCCACCCUGCCCCCUUUCUUCUUCCUCCUUGCUGGGGGCCCGGCCGCCCUUGCCUUUCCUCUCCCCUCCCCCCUCCCUUCCAACCCCCCCCCCCCCUCCUGCUUUCUCCUAUGGCGGAAACAAAAAUAAUCUAUCACAUCGACGAAGAGGAGACCCCUUACCUGGUCAAACUGCCCGUCUCGCCGGAAAAAGUCACUUUGGCCGAUUUCAAAAAUGUCCUCAGCAACCGGCCGGUGCAGAACUACAAAUUUUUCUUCAAAUCCAUGGAUCAGGAUUUUGGGGUGGUGAAGGAAGAGAUUUCCGAUGACAAUGCAAAGCUACCGUGCUUCAAUGGACGUGUUGUGUCCUGGGCUUUGGUCCUGGCUGGAAAGUGCCUCCCGGAUUCCCCUGGACAAGCGGGUUCUGGACAGACGGUAAUCUGGAGGAGCCACACGGAUCUUCCUCCUCCCCUCGAGAGAACAGGAGGCAUCGGCGACUCCCGACCCCCCUCUUUUCAUCCGAAUGCCGCAAGCAGCCGAGACGGAUUGGACAAUGAAACAGGGACGGAGUCGGUCAUCAGUCACCGGCGAGAACGACAUCGGCGGAGGAUCCGAGAAGGCCACGAAGACGUCACCCGCAUCAACGGGCACCCCAAGCUGGACAGGCAUCGAGAGCACCCGCCGGGCUAUGAUAGCUCUUCCACGAUGAUGAGCAGCGAAUUGGAGUCCAGCAGCUUCAUCGACUCUGACGAUGAUGAAAACACAAGCAGGCUGAGCAGCUCGACGGAGCAAAGCACUUCGUCCCGCCUCAUCCGGAAGCACAAACGCCGGCGGAGGAAACAGAAAAUGCGCCAGAUCGACAGGUCGUCCUCCUUCAGCAGCAUCACAGAUUCUACCAUGUCUCUGAAUAUCAUCACCGUCACUCUGAACAUGGAAAAAUACAACUUCCUGGGGAUCAGCAUCGUAGGCCAGAGCAACGACAGGGGAGAUGGGGGAAUCUACAUUGGCUCCAUCAUGAAAGGCGGGGCUGUCGCAGCUGAUGGACGGAUCGAACCAGGGGACAUGCUGUUACAGGUGAACGAGGUCAACUUUGAGAACAUGAGCAACGACGACGCGGUGAGGGUAUUGCGAGAAAUCGUCUCCAAGCCAGGGCCCAUCAGCCUCACAGUCGCCAAAUGCUGGGAUCCUACGCCGAGGAGUUAUUUCACAAUCCCCAGGGCUGAACCGGUGCGGCCAAUCGACCCCGCGGCCUGGAUCUCUCAUACCACGGCCCUGACGGGAGCAUACCCCCGUUACGGUAUGAGCCCCUCCAUGAGCACCAUCACCUCUACCAGCUCCUCACUAACAAGCUCAAUUCCCGAUUCGGAAAAACUGGAUGAGUCCCCCUUAACGGUUAAGAGCGACAUGGCCACUAUUGUCAAGGUGAUGCAGUUGCCGGAUUCGGGCCUCGAGAUCCGGGACAGGAUGUGGCUGAAAAUAACCAUCUCCAACGCGGUAAUAGGAGCGGACGUGGUCGAUUGGCUUUACACGCGUGUGGAGGGCUUCAAAGACCGAAGGGAAGCCCGCAAAUAUGCCAGCAGUAUGUUAAAACAUGGCUACCUCAGGCACACUGUGAAUAAAAUCACCUUCUCUGAGCAGUGCUACUACGUCUUUGGAGAUCUCUGCGGCAAUCUAGCUGCGUUGAAUCUUAACAACGGUUCCAGCGGGGCUUCGGACCAAGACACCCUUGGCCCCCUCCCACACCCAGCCGCACCUUGGCCAUUGGGUCAGGGCUAUCCGUACCAGUACCCCCUAGCUCCCCCGUGUUUCCCGCCAGCGUACCAGGACCCGGGUUUCAGUUAUGGGAGCGGCAGCGCAGGGAGCCAGCAAAGCGAAGGAAGUAAAAGCAGCGGCUCCAAUCGAAGCAACAGCGAGACCAGCCGGAGGGUGCUCAACCGGGAGAAGGAUCGCAAAUCGGCUGGCAGCGGCAGCGAAUCGGAUCACACUGCCCGGAGCGGGGGAGGGGGUAGUAUUGUACGGCACGAGAGGCCCCCCAGUCAGCUCAGCCACCGCAGCUACGUCUCCGCCACCCCCAGCGACAGGAGCCCUCACAGCCACCAUUCGUAUGGGCCCCCGGGAGUCCCUCCGCUCUACACCCUCCCAAAGCUGGGUUCUAAAGUCUACGGGACGAGCGGACCUCCCGGAGGGCCUCCCGUACGAGAACUCGGCUCCAUCCCUCCUGAGCUGACCGGGAGCCGUCAGUCGUUUCAGAAGGCUAUGGGCAACCCUUGCGAAUUCUUUGUCGAUAUUAUGUGAUCAGAAGUGCCUUCCAAGACUACACUAAGGGUUGAUUGUGUUCCAGCGGGGUUUGCUUUUCAGUUGGCGAAUCAACGUCGGAUGGUUAGAACAAAAUCAGGGGCUGAGAGAGGAGAAAAUAAACAUUUUGACGGUUCUUGCAUGUCACACCUUCCUGACUCUUGAUUGUGUGCUGCAGACAAGCGAGGAAGAGAAAGUCUGGGAUGUUGAAGAUCAGCAAAUCGGUGGAAUCUCCCAUACAAUCCUCCCCCCCCUUAUCUUUGUUUUUCUGAAUGUGUUUGUUUGGUGUUCUCUUCACGUAUAAGCUUUGUUCUUCGUGGCACCUCUUCCCAGUGCAAUUAUACUGUGUCCUUCUUGGCUGAAUCAAGGGAUAAUAUUUUGUAUUACACUUUCCCGACAUGCAUAUUUGCACCUUUUAAAAAUGAUUUUUUUUGCUUUUCAAGCCAUGUGCGUUGGCUACUUCUGAUUUUUCUUUUCAUGUUUGCUAUAAGGACAACACUAGUUAGCAGCUGUGAAACCUAGGGUGUAUCAAAGCAGAGAUGCAUUCUGGGAGGCUGUCUCCAGAGGUGGGUGGUUCCAUGCCGACAUUGUUUCCUUUAACUUCAAUAUUAACACAACUGAUCCCAAAAGGAAGAAGCCACUUAGGAGUAGAUGGAGUGCUGACUUCUGGGAUAUGUCAUCCUAAAUCACCACCAUGCACUUUGUAUUGGGUUUGUUCUGUACUCUUUGUUCUGUACGGACGGCCAAACAUUAUCCUCACAUUGGGUUGCUGUGACCCUAUCCGUUUGUCCAUUCUGUGGGAAAAGAAUCUUAUGAUGGCUGUAGUGCCUGCCAAUUUCCAAAAAGCUGCUGCAGGCAACCAUAUUGACAAGCCUGUGGCUCACCUCUUUCCUUGAUAUAGAUCAGGUGAAAACUGAUGCUUCGGUCACCAGUGUUAAUUUACCUGCGGUGCUGUGUUUCCCAGAGAAUUAAGGAAAUGCUUGACCCAGUGUUCUCCAUUUCUCUCUCUGGCGUUGGCUGGUUUUUGCUACGCUGCAGGUGGGGACAGCCAGAGUGAAGAACAACAGAAUCCAGCUUGCUAUAUGUACAUUAAAAAAUCAAAUAGACUGAGUUCUUUGGAACUCUCCCAGCCCCACCUACCUAACAAGGUGUCUGUUGUGGGGAGAGGAAGGGAAAGGAGUUUGUAAGCCUCCUUGAGUCUCCUUAUAGGAGAAAAAGGUGGGGUAUAAAUCCAAACUCUUCUUCAUUUCCUCCUCCUUCUCAUUCUCAUUGCAGGUCAAUGUAAUAAAUAGGAAAUUUCAAAAUUUGAUUCCAGUGAGGGAGGGCAUCAUUGCCUGGAAAUAUAUCAUUAAAUUUUGAGGCAACCAUGCAACCUCUUAAAGAAAUAAUAUCCAAGAGCCUCCUCAAAUGGUUUCCAAAUGAAGUUUGGGGUAGUAUCCCUCCUACCCCAAAACAGGUUCAACUGGAAUUGCAUUGUGAACGUACAAAAAAAAAUGGAAUUGGCUGACCUCGCACACUUUUGCUGCUAUGAAAACACACACCACUUUCUGACACAGAAUGAGCAGUGGAAGAGGGGAAAUGAUAUCACACAUUUCUAGAGCGAGGAAAGGGAAAUUGGCCGGGCAAGCACUUACUGGCUGCUGCCUGUGACGUUACGGAACUACCCCUGGAGAAAUGGCCAUAACGCUUUGUGGAAAUGGUUUGUGAUCAUUACUUUUUUCCAGUUGGAUGCAGACACAAAUGUACAAGUGGCAACGGUGUCAAAAACAUUAGCCAGGCUGUUGAAAGAACAAGGCCAGGCCCAAGAACUUGGUCCCGCAUUUGAUUUGUGAGAAAUGUAUGUCUGUAAAGCGGGAAAGCGUGGCUAAUCCCAAAGGCAGCGAACACCCUGUCAAGACUGUUACACUUGUCUUGGCAUUAACAUUGCCGACUGCCGGGCUCUUGUGGUUAACCCUCCUGUCAAAAGCCCCAUGUAAGUUGUCAUUCCUAUCAUAUGCAGAGAUCAGCAGAGUUUUCCCAUUUGCACAGAAGCCUUUCAGCUGAGGCCUCCGGGAGAAGGGAAACCCUCUUCUCCCCAGCCCAGCCUGUGUGGCGCUCUGGAACUAGGGGUGCUUCUGCGGAUCUCCCACGCCAUGAUCCCCUGCAACAGGAUAUGGUUCAUGGUCAGGGCUUAGGAAGAGGAUUCUGAAAACUCAUUUCUCUCUCAUCUCUGUGACUGCUGAAAAAUAAAAAAUAAGAACCAUCUAAUGA
Molecule: messenger RNA, 4644 nt
Organism: Sphaerodactylus townsendi
Lineage: Eukaryota; Metazoa; Chordata; Lepidosauria; Squamata; Sphaerodactylidae
Gene: DVL1
Product: dishevelled segment polarity protein 1
Exons: 15
Coding region: 232-2394 (720 amino acids)
Biological process (GO): canonical Wnt signaling pathway; intracellular signal transduction
Cellular component (GO): cytosol
Molecular function (GO): frizzled binding
Source: RefSeq, a predicted model, not a curated record